CGGAGAGAGCCGAGUAGAGCCGGAGAAGCCCGAGUAUGACUGGAGAAGCGCAGACCGGCCGGAAGCGGAGCCGAGCGCGGCCGGAAGGAGCCGAGCCAGUCCGAAAGGAGCUGAGCGCGCCUGGGCGUUGGGCCCGGCGGAGCCCGCGCCAUGGCGGCAGAGGGGACAACUGUGGCCGAAGGCGGGGUUGUCGGCGGUCGCCUGGCCAAGGAUGGCUUGUGGCAGUCUAAGUCCCCGGACGCGGCUCCGACCCGGCGGCGCGCCUCCUCGUUAUCGCGUGACGCCGAGCGCCGAGCCUACCAAUGGUGCCGGGAGUACCUAGGCGGGGCCUGGCGCCAAGUGCGGCCGGAGGAGCUGAGGGUUUGCCCUGUGAGGUGGGAGCGGAGGUCUCAGCAACUUGCUCUUCCGCUGCUCGCUCCCGGACCACCUGCCCAGCGUUGGCGAGGAGCCCCGGGAGGUGCUGCUACGGCUGUAUGGGGCCAUCCUGCAGGGUGUGGACUCCUUGGUCCUAGAAAGCGUGAUGUUUGCCAUUCUUGCAGAGCGGUCACUGGGUCCCCAGCUCUAUGGAGUCUUUCCAGAGGGCCGGCUGGAACAGUACCUCCCAGUUCCUGGGUGCAGAGCCGACCAUUGAAAACUCGAGAGCUUCGAGAGCCAGUGUUAUCAGCAGCCAUUGCCACCAAGAUGGCCCGAUUCCAUGGCAUGGAGAUGCCUUUCACCAAGGAGCCCUACUGGCUAUUUGGGACCAUGGAACGGUACCUAAAACAGAUCCAGGACUUGCCUUCCACUGGUCUCCUCCAGAUGAACUUGCUGGAGAUGUACAGCCUGAAGGAUGAGAUGGGCAACCUCAGGAAAUUACUAGACUCUACGCCAUCGCCAGUGGUCUUCUGCCACAAUGACAUCCAAGAAGGGAACAUCUUGUUGCUCUCAGAGCCUGAAAAUGCUGACAGUCUCAUGCUGGUUGAUUUCGAGUACAGCAGUUAUAACUACAGAGGCUUUGACAUUGGGAACCAUUUUUGUGAGUGGGUUUAUGAUUAUACUCAUGAGGAAUGGCCUUUCUACAAAGCUCGGCCUACAGACUACCCUACCCGGGGACAGCAGCUCCAUUUUAUUCGCCAUUACCUGGCAGAAGUGAAGAAAGGCGAGACCUUGUCCCGAGAAGAACAGAAAAAACUGGAGGAAGAUUUGCUGGUAGAAGUCAGUCGGUAUGCUCUGGCAUCCCAUUUCUUCUGGGGGCUGUGGUCCAUCCUUCAGGCAUCCAUGUCUACAAUAGAAUUUGGUUACUUGGAGUAUGCCCAGUCUCGGUUCCAGUUCUACUUCCAGCAGAAGGGACAGCUGACCAGCUUCCACCCAUCAUCCUGACUGUUCAGCCCCCAUUCCUCAAAUUUCUCCUGGAGCCUCCAGGGCAGGACCUUGGAGGGAGGGCCAGAGGGCAGGAGGGAACAGGCAUGUGCCCCACAGUGCAACUGUAUGAGGAGGCUAACCUCUCCUCCAAUUUGAGUAGGUCCAAGGCGGGCAGGCAGGAGCCCUUGGGCUGUGUAUUUUAAUAAAUGAGCUUCUUCCUUCACAAGAUGUCUUGGUCCUCACUAG
This is a messenger RNA of Sciurus carolinensis (gray squirrel), 1587 nucleotides long. It is a transcript of the gene Chkb, whose product is annotated as choline kinase beta. The coding region runs from base 151 to 1359 and encodes 402 amino acids. The transcript has 11 exons. Gene Ontology annotation, molecular function: ethanolamine kinase activity; choline kinase activity. Gene Ontology annotation, biological process: CDP-choline pathway; phosphatidylethanolamine biosynthetic process. The record is from RefSeq and is a predicted model, not a curated record. Lineage: Eukaryota; Metazoa; Chordata; Mammalia; Rodentia; Sciuridae. Gene Ontology annotation, cellular component: cytoplasm.